Molecule: messenger RNA, 369 nt
Organism: Gongylonema pulchrum
Lineage: Eukaryota; Metazoa; Nematoda; Chromadorea; Rhabditida; Gongylonematidae
Source: the annotation of a GenBank genome assembly
AUGAAGCAAAAGAAGGGUAAUUCUCUGGGCGAGAAACGCCAAAUUUUUUCAUUGGAAGCUUGCUGCUAUCCUUGUUUCAUCGGUGGUGGUGGUUCGUUGACUGGACUUCUGGACUGUGUUAUUAUAACGCAUUUUCACCUGGAUCAUUGCGGGGCGUUACCUCAUAUGAGCGAAGUUGUCGGCUACGAUGGGCCCAUCUAUAUGACAUAUCCAACAAAAGCUAUUGCACCUGUACUUCUGGAAGAUUUUCGUAAGGUACAGACGGAAUACAAAGGCGAUACGAACUUUUUCACUUCGCAAAUGAUAAAAAAUUGUAUGAAAAAGGUAAGAUUUUGCAAGGGAAUUUCCUUUUUUUCUUGUUUGCUAUAA